AUGGAAACCUCCGCCUCCAUCCAUCAUGGCCCAUAUGAGUCGAUUCCCUCGAGUGCAUCGCCCGGCCUACGAUUUCUGCAGCGUCUUCUCCCAGCCCUAGACACUCUCGACCCAACAGACCACCCGAUCGGUCCUCUUUUCACUCCUAACGCCCCAGUCCUCAUCGGCAGCAAUCCACCCAGCGCUGCAAGUCAAGCUGUCCCGCUCCUGGAAGUACGCAGCCGUCAUCUCGAGCGAUUUCAUCACCACCUUCACGUGGCUUGGGACCUGGACUUGAGCCACGAUUCCGGCCCGGACCAUACCUCCUACUCUUACCCCACAACAGCAGCCGAUGGCGAGGGCCACAUCGACGCCGAGCAAUCCGACCUCUACGCGCCCCUCCGUGGCAACAUACGCAUGAAACGCACCGUGAUGUUCGAGGCGACUUGUGAAACCGUCUUCAAGAACGACCCCGAUCAAUUCCCUGUCAAGGUGCGCGAGUUCAACGUCGUUGAUCUCGAGGGCCGCGACGAGUCUGAUUUGCAGGUCGUCGAGAUGCGCAUUUUCAUGGACUCAAGGCCGGUGCAGGCCCGCGCUGCUUCUUUACAGAUGGAGUCGGCUUUUGGCGAGUCGCAGAGAGAGGCCGACCCUGGUUAG
Molecule: messenger RNA, 636 nt
Organism: Penicillium alfredii
Lineage: Eukaryota; Fungi; Ascomycota; Eurotiomycetes; Eurotiales; Aspergillaceae
Exons: 1
Coding region: 1-636 (211 amino acids)
Source: RefSeq, a predicted model, not a curated record